CUCAAUGUGCUGUCUUUUAGACAGGAGCUCAUUUGGAGCAAAUGUGAGUCUUUUCUGCUGUAGUGCUUGCUUUGUUCUCAUUAUAGUGGCUUAUUUACCUCAAACUCCUUGCCAAAACAAUCUGCCAGCAAAAUGGGAAGCUGGAGGGAUAUGGACAUUGAGGAGCUGGAGAAGCAGUACUCCCCCAGCUGCUGGUCUCACCGCAUGGAAAAGGAUGUUGUCAUAGAUGCUCACGUGAAAACUCUGACAGAAGGAACACAAAAGGCACGUUCUGUGACACAGACACUUUUAAAUGUAGCAUAUGGAGGGAGAGAUGGUGAAAAACUUGACAUUUAUCUUCCUGCAGACAUGACUACAACUUUCCCUGUUCUCAUUUACAUCCAUGGAGGGUACUGGCAGUUCCUAAGUAAAGAGGAGUCCGGCUUUUUGGCGCCCCCACUGGUAUCAAAGGGAGUUGCUGUGGUUGCAGUGGAUUAUGAUACAGCACCAAAAGGUGACAUUGAUAUAAUGGUAGACCAGGUGAGACGGAGUGUGAUCUUUAUCAUUCAGCAAUAUUCCCAGAUCAGUGGCAUUUACCUGUGUGGACACUCUGCUGGAGCUCACCUGGUUGCCAUGACGCUGUCAACAGACUGGACUAAAUAUGAAGUCACCCCUGACAUUAAAGGUGCAUUCCUUGUAAGUGGCAUUUACGAUCUCCUUCCAAUUGUCAAGACAUACAUCAAUGGUCCACUGAAGAUGACAGAUGAGGAUGCUUUAAGGAACAGCCCUAUUCAGCAUGUGGAUAAAGUGAGGCACUGGUCUGAGAAAUGUGAAAUCAUAAUUGUAGUGGGAGAGCACGAUCCCCCUGAGUUCCAUAGGCAGUCCGAGGAAUAUUUUGAGGGGCUGAAAAAUGCAGGGCUGUGUAUCCAUUAUGAAGAUGUCCCAGACACAGACCACUUUAAUGUCAUUGAGCAGCUGACAGAGGGGGACUACCUGCUUACACAGAUGAUACUAAAGAUGAUUUUACGGACGUAAUACCUGUAGAAGCAAGUGGAACAAACAGGAGAGAUAUGAAUGCUUAUCUUUCCACGAAGAAUACUUUUGACUCUUCGUACCCAUAGAAUAUACUGUCUCCUAUUCACAUUGUUAUGUUUGUGGGGCACCUAGAUGUCAGAGCUAGCAGCUGUGUAUUGUACUGACGGUAACUUGUGUGCUCAAGUAUUGUAUACACAAGAGCAAGAGACCAUACAAAUAGCAGCCAUGGAAACUCCUAUUUUCUAACAGCCAAUAGGAGCGAUAUGCCUUUUAACAACAAUAUUAGUUUAUGUUUUUUCAGCCUGCAGUGGGUAGAACACUGGUGGCACUUUGGAACAGAGAAAUAAUGGUUAACUGUUAGACAUCAUGCAGCAUCCUCUCUACAGAAUACCUGCACUCUGUAGGCAUACUAGUGCGAAUGGAGCACAGUUUUACUUUUUAACAUGUGCACUUUUAGCAGCUAGUAAACUUAAUUUCUUCUUAAAGUGUUUUAUGGUGUUUUAAGAAUUAAUAAAUGGUUGCAAUACUAA
Messenger RNA from Protopterus annectens (West African lungfish), 1544 nucleotides. It is a transcript of the gene AFMID, whose product is annotated as arylformamidase. The record is from RefSeq and is a predicted model, not a curated record. Lineage: Eukaryota; Metazoa; Chordata; Ceratodontiformes; Protopteridae. Gene Ontology annotation, molecular function: arylformamidase activity. The transcript is spliced from 11 exons. Bases 133 to 1014 code for a protein of 293 amino acids.